Molecule: messenger RNA, 3417 nt
Organism: Hyla sarda
Lineage: Eukaryota; Metazoa; Chordata; Amphibia; Anura; Hylidae
Gene: KIF3B
Product: kinesin family member 3B
Exons: 9
Coding region: 296-2527 (743 amino acids)
Biological process (GO): microtubule-based movement
Molecular function (GO): ATP binding; microtubule binding; microtubule motor activity
Source: RefSeq, a predicted model, not a curated record
GGUCACUGGAGGGGAGGAUCCUAACCCAACGGGGCGGCGCCCGGACACAGAGCGGGCCCAGCGGGCUGCAGUAUGGCCUCGGUGCCGGGAGGCGGCCGGAGGCGUGGGGCUAGUGAAUAGCGGCUUAGGCUCAGCUAUGUGAUCUCCGGGACACGAACAGUAAUCGUGAAGGACCCUGGGUGUGGCCCGGAAUACCCACCCAUAUGUGCCAGCCUAAGCUUUGCCUGACAUGGUGAUGCCAUACCGGGGUGGUGAUUGGAAGACUUGAUAAGUGCCCCCCACAAAUCCAUACAAAAUGUCUAAGUUGAAGAGCUCUGAGACUGUGCGAGUUGUGGUGCGAUGUCGGCCAAUGAACAGCAAGGAGACAUCUGCUGGCUUUGAUAAAGUGGUAGCUGUGGAUGUAAAGCUUGGCCAGGUGUCAGUAAGGAUUCAGAAAGGAGCCUCCAGUGAGAUGCCGAAAACGUUCACCUUUGAUGCAGUCUACGACUGUAACUCCAAGCAGGUGGAGCUUUACGAUGAGACGUUCAGGCCUCUGGUGGAUUCCGUCUUGCUCGGCUUCAAUGGAACAAUUUUUGCAUAUGGCCAAACGGGCACCGGGAAAACGUAUACAAUGGAAGGGAUAAGGAAUGACCCGGAGAAGAGGGGGGUCAUACCUAACUCAUUUGAACAUAUCUUCACACACAUUUCAAGGUCCCAGAACCAGCAGUACCUAGUGAGAGCAUCGUAUCUGGAAAUCUAUCAAGAGGAAAUACGAGACCUUCUGUCUAAAGACCAGGCAAAGCGCCUGGAGCUAAAAGAAAGACCUGACACUGGCGUGUAUGUCAAGGACCUGUCGUCUUUUGUCACCAAGAGUGUGAAAGAGAUUGAACACGUAAUGAAUGUUGGGAACCAAAACCGCUCUGUUGGAGCAACCAAUAUGAAUGAGCACAGCUCACGCUCGCACGCUAUCUUCAUGAUCACUAUCGAGUGUAGUGAGCUUGGCUUGGAUGGUGAAAACCACAUCCGCGUGGGCAAGUUAAAUCUAGUAGACUUGGCUGGAAGCGAGCGGCAAACAAAGACUGGAGCUCAAGGGGAGAGGCUAAAAGAGGCGACAAAGAUCAAUCUGUCCCUCUCUGCAUUAGGAAAUGUGAUAUCGGCUCUCGUAGAUGGCAGGAGCACCCACAUACCUUACAGGGAUUCAAAACUCACUAGAUUGUUACAAGACUCUUUGGGUGGCAAUGCAAAAACAGUCAUGGUGGCCAAUAUUGGCCCUGCCUCUUAUAACGUUGAGGAGACCCUGACCACCCUCCGUUACUCCAACCGUGCCAAAAACAUCAAGAACAAACCUAGAGUAAAUGAAGACCCCAAGGAUGCGUUACUAAGGGAGUUCCAAGAAGAAAUUGCAAGGCUGAAGGCGCAACUGGAGAAGAGGGUUGUGGGUAAAAGACGUAGGAGGGGGAAAAGAAGAACGGGCGUAGAUGGGGCGGGAGAAGAUGAUGAAGAUGGAGACUCUUGUGAGGGAGAAGAUGAAGUAGAGGAUAAGGAAGACUACUGGCAGGAGCAGCAGGAGAAACUGGAGAUAGAAAAGAAAGCUAUCGUAGAAGACCACAGUCUGGUGGCAGAGGAGAAACUGAAACUCUUACAAGAGAAAGAAAAGAAGAUGAAUGACUUAAGAAGAGAGAAGGAAGCUAUGGAAAUGUUGACCGCCAAAGUUAAGGCCAUGGAGAGUAAACUUCUUGUUGGUGGAAAGAACAUUGUUGACCACACCAAUGAGCAGCAGAAGAUCCUUGAGCAGAAAAGACAUGAAAUCGCUGAGCAGAAACGUCGAGAGAGGGAGAUGCAGCAAGAAAUGGAGAGUCGAGAUGAGGAGACGCUGGAGCUUAAGGAGACAUACAGCUCCUUACAGCAAGAGGUUGACAUCAAGACUAAGAAGCUUAAGAAGCUCUUCUCUAAGCUUCAAGCGGUAAAGGCCGAGAUCCACGACCUGCAGGAGGAGCACAUCAAGGAGCGUCAGGAGCUGGAGCAAACGCAGAAUGAGCUCACCAGAGAGCUGAAGCUAAAGCAUCUUAUCAUUGAAAAUUUCAUCCCAAUGGAAGAAAAAAAUAAGAUGAUGAAUCGAUGCUAUUUCGAGGAGGAGGAAGAUCAGUGGAAGCUUCACCCGAUCAGCAGGCUAGACAAUCAGCAGAUGAUGAACCGUCCCACAUCUGCCGUUGGCUACAAGAGACCGCUUUGCCACCAUGCCAAGAUGUCCAUGAUGGUCAGGCCUGACCCUAGAUACCGGGCUGAGAACAUUGUACUGUUGGAGCUUGAUAUGCCAAGUCGUACAACCCGAGACUACGAGGGGCCAGCUGUGGCCCCCAAAGUUCAGGCUGCUUUGGAAGCUGCUUUGCAGGAUGAAGAUGACAUCCAGGUAGAUGCCUCAACAUUUGAGAGCUCAGCCAGCAAAAAAUCCAAAGCCAGACCUAAGACCGGACGUAGAACAGCUCCGCCCCCAGGCCCUUCUGGAUCAUCACAUUUUCCACAAUCGAGGGGGUUAGUUCCAAAGUAGUUUAAGAAGAUGACCCCAUAAACAAAACUCUGAAUAGGUAGAUGAAGUAUUAGGAUGAUUAAAAUACAACCUGCACGUGCCACAGGGCAGAUCCCUCCACCUCCUAUGGCCCAGGGAGGUGAUGAUGAGGGAUUCAUCUGUAAGCAAGCCAGUGGCGCUGGACUUGUAAUAUGGCAAUGGACCCGCACUUGGCAUGACUUCAACUGUGUGGAAAGUGUGUCUAUGUAGGAGUUUGUGACGGAUCUGAGGACAUCCAGCUGGAGCUGACAUUGAGUGGUGUCGCUGUACCGCGCACUCACCUCUGCACUGAUCUCUCGACACCCCAACCUUUCUUCUUUGGUAUUUAUAUGAUUUUUUUAAACUUAGAUGUAAAUUUAGUCGUCAUCUUUUAUACUGUAAAUUAGGAACUUCAACAGAUGGCGACCUGUGCAUCAUCCCAAGUGACGUUCCCAGGUACGAAAAAUUUCACACACAAAGCUUAUUACUCAGUUCUCUCCAUACCCAAUGGAAGAGAUCAUAUGGCAGACAUCAUAGAGCCCCUUGUUAGUUGAUGACAGACCCGCUCCGGCCCGCUUCAUGCAGUCUGCCAUUUUGCUGCUUGUAACGUGACUGCACUCAGUUUUAUGUUUGAUGUUAAAUGUUCAUGGCUUCCCGAGGCAUCUGCUUGCUCAGUGUUGGCCAUUCAUGCUUCCCUAACCCCUGAGGUGCGAUGUAAUAGGGAGAUGCCUCAGCUCCUCGGCCUUAUCUGAAGAAGCCAUAGAUACUGUGAAUUUUAUACAGUGUCACCAUGCAGUGCGAUGGCUCCUUCCCCGUCCAGGAUCACGCAGGAGGGAGAUCUGUUUAAUUGUACUUUUGUCUAUCGGUGAAUGUAUAUUUAAAUAAAAUCUCUU